Lactuca virosa is the source of this 384-nucleotide messenger RNA. The record is from the annotation of a GenBank genome assembly. Lineage: Eukaryota; Viridiplantae; Streptophyta; Magnoliopsida; Asterales; Asteraceae.
AUGAAGAAUAUGAUGAUGAAUGAAGUUGUCACAACUGUACGUGCGUUGAAGAACAAAAUCUAUUUGAAUCAAGGAUUAUAUCCAGAAACAGACUCAUAUCGAUGCAAUCAACCCUCCUUCUCAAAUGGACCAGGGGGCGGAUCUGAAGUUCAGUUUACCCACACAAGUGGAGCAACGAAUCUACCAACACCCCCCACUACCAUCACUGCUUCUUCAUCUCCGGUCAUGUCUCAGCUUCAGGCUCAGGUCAUGGCUUCUCGAGCAACUGACAUUGACGCCGACGACGAUGAACUUGACUUUUGUUUUGCUCAUCCCUCUAUAAACAGGGGCCCUCCUGUUAAUGCUUACAUCAUCGCACAUAAACAAGUUUACCCUUCAAAAUAA